AUAAACAAUAUUUUCUCGUCAUUAUUGUUCAAGUUAACAAUUAGUCCGGAAUUUUCAGACGAAGAAACAGUUGAUUUGUCAGACUUUUCUCAAGACAUGGCUGAAUUGUUUUCUGAUGUUUUAAAAGGCGCAAGACAAACACAAAAUACACUAGCAGCUGAAGAUGAGUUGAUGUCAACAAUCAAUACAGCUGAAGACAACAUGAUUGAAAUGGUAAAUAUGGUUCUAGAUAAACGAACUAGUGAUGAGAACCCUACACCUGUUGCCAUAACUACGACUGAAGUUUCUGUGUUAGCUAUAAAAGCUAAAGGUGGAAAGUUACCGGAACACUUUUUAACUGAAAUUGGUGGACUAUCUCUACCAUUUUUUGAAACAUUUCAAGACAGGUCCCGGAAGAAAGAAAUAGUUAUAAUUGUAUUUGCUUAUAAAAGAAGUCCAUAUCUAUACGUGACAAAUCCAGAAUCUAUAGGAAAUGGUUCAUCAGUCGUUAAAGUCAUAAUACUGGAAAAGGAAAAGGAAAAGGAAAAGGAAAAGGAUAUACUCAAAAUUGAAGACGAGGAUGAUCCCUUAGAAGUUACGCUUAGUAAUGAAAAGCUAGAACUUGCAAACGAACUGGUGUCUAUGACAGAAUCCUCAACAGACUCUGGCAUCUUUAUGAGCUAUGUGGACACAACAGUCCCGGCAAACGAAUUUCUAAUUGAAAUUAAGUUAAAAUCGUUAAAAAUUUGUGAUAUUUUUGGCAAAUAUGAAACUUUUCCAGAUCAGAGCGAUUAUGAUUUAUAUGUAAAAACAAAAGGGCGAAGUAGAAUUAUCUACCGUGAUCCAUUAAAACUUAAAGCAAGCUAUUAUAAACAGUCGUUGAAAAUAACCUUAUUGUCUAAUCCAACAAAUAGGUAUAUGAAACCAUUAGUUGUAACUGCAAGUUGUGAAGAUGACCGAUAUGAUGGCAACACACGGAAGAAGAGAUCAAUUUCACUAGUGACACAUAAGUUCAGAACAAGCUAUGUAUCCUCUUCCACUUUGUUCAAAACCUUCGAAAACUGGACAGCAAAUGAACGCAAAGAGGACUUGAGAACUUCAGACAACCAAAUAAAAUUCAAAAGUAACUUCCUUGGUGCGUUUUCUGCUGACGUAUUUUUCAUUCCUCCAAGUGAUAUAGAUUUUUCGAAGAUAUUUGCCACUUUCACCACAUCAUUGGUUGAUAGCCCUUAUGCCUUGGCUGCGAUUAUUACCAUGUUAGUUAUUGGUAGUUUACUGACGAUAAAAUUACGAUGGUUAGAUAUAAGUGAUAAAAUCAUGUGGGAAUUUCUUCCUUUGAAAGACAAUCCAUAUGAUUUUUCCGUGGUAUAUUUUGUUACAAUUGAAACGUCAGUAAACUCAAGCAGAGAAAUGAAAUCCUCUGUAUUUCUUAAUAUAAUUGGACAAAACGGCUUUUCUGGGACACGCAAAAUGGACGACGGGAUCCGCAAGAAUUUCAAGAAUGGAACAACAUCUCACUUUACAAUGAAACUAGAAGAAGACGUAGGACAUAUACAAAAAAUACAGAUAUGGCAUGAUAAUACUGAUGGUCAUACGGAAUGGCAUCUCCGUAAAGUAUCUAUUAUAAAAGCAAAUACUCUUCAACGGUAUACAUUUCUGUGUGGACGAGUUUUAUCACUAAAAAGCGAAAAUGGACGGAUAUGGAGCAGCUUAAAUGUGUUUAAUGAAGAUGUGGUCGAAACAGAUACAUUGUUUUAUAACAUUAGUCGACGAAAGUUAUUUGAUGAUUAUUUGUGGGUUUCCCUUGUCAAAAGACCACAGUUUAGCCGAUUUACAAGGGUUCAACGACUAUGGUGCUUGACAACGAUUCUUUUUCUCUCAAUGGUAUCAUCAGCUAUGUGGUACGACAUACCAGAUGAUGAAACGACACAGAGUAUAAUUUUAGGACCGCUCAAGUUGAAUUUCAAGCAAUUUUAUGUUGGACUUAUGUCUGGAUUAGUAGCUUUAAUACCAAGCAUAGUUUUGGUUCUAAUUUUUCGAAAAAGGAAAUUUCAAGGUGAAGUAUGUCAGGGAUGUUAUAUACCAUGGUGGUUUAUCUUCAUUGCUUAUGCACUGAUUGUGUUAUGUGUCGUGAUAAGUGGUACAUUUGUGUUCCUGUAUUCACUUCAAUGGGGAGGAGAUAAAACCUUGGAAUGGAUGAUAUCGUUCCUUCUCUCUGUAUGUCAAAGUGUUCUGAUACUGGAGCCAUUAAAGGCCAUAAUGAUAGCUGCAGUGAUAGCUUGUGUAUUUAAACGUGUUGGAAGCAAGGAAUUAUGCGAUCUUUCAACACCAAUACCAAGUGGAGACAACUUUAGCAAUGCCAACUCAGGACAAGAUGUACAUAUGGAGGUCAGCACAAAGAAUGACCACAAUAGAGCUGAAUAUCCCCUUUUUCCUGGCAAUCAAAAUGAGACCAAAGAGCAAAUACUUUUCCGUAAAACUGUUCAAUUAGACAAAAGACUAUGGGCCAAAACACGCACUUGGAUUGGAAUAUUUCUUUAUGUGACACUUAUUGCAGCAAUAUGUUCACAUAAUGAUGUUUCCUCUGCAUAUCUGCAAAACGAACAUAUUUUAAAUACUCUCUCUACGAUCAAUACGCCGAAUUCGUCUAGUGAGAUUUCUGAUUUCAUUAAGACCACAUUUUCUCGAGCUGUUUAUCCAAAGUGGUGGGAAACAGAAAAUGAUGAAUUACUGAGACCCGCAUAUAUUCAGAGAUUUCUUCUAAAUGCAUAUAACUAUCGUCUGACAUUAACACGCUUAAGACAGUUACGAGUAAAAGGUAAUUGUACAGGACCAGCCAUCACGCAAGAUACUAUUCGGAGAUGUGUGCCAUCCUAUUCUGAAGAAACUGAAGAGACUGCCAACUUUUGCCCAUUUUGGGGAGAUUUUAAUGAAUCAGAUUGCUUUGACGAAAAUGAAGAAUUUCAUUAUAGUUUCUUAAAUUCGCGAUUUGAUGACCUUGAUCCAGCUGGAGAUUUGAUUUUUGUCGGAGAACAUGGUACAUAUGGACCUGGUGGCUAUUACAUAGAUCUUGGUCCAAAGCAAAGUCUGGUAUCGAAAUACCUUGAUGAACUUAUCGAACAUGAUUGGAUAGAUUACAGGACAAGAGUUUUAUUCUUAGAUUUAGUGACUUAUAACGCAAACUCAAGAUUAUUUAGUCAAAUCAAACUUGUCUUUGAAUUACCAACUACAGGGAGUAUUACACUAACCAAACAUGUAUGGUCUGCUAGUUUUUAUCCAUACCAGUCUUCCUUAGACUUUGUUGUAUUAGUGCUACAGAUAAUUUUCGUGCUAGUUUUGUGUGUUCGAUUUGUACUGUUCCUUGUAUACUUAAUCCGCUGUCGGAUGAAUGCAUUUUUAAUCGUUCACACGUAUUCCAAAUUCUUGGAGUUAUUUUUUGGUGCAGUUGCCAUAAUAUGCUAUAUCUUAAGGAUUGAUGCUACGAUUUCUGUUAUCACAUCUCUUAGAGAAAGUGUUGGUCGUUACAUAUCAUUCGAAAAAGUUUACCAGUUUGACGCUGCUUACCAAGGAUCACUAGCAAUGUUAUUAUUUAUCAUUAUUUUGGAUCUUCUAUCACCUCUUGAGUUCAAUUACCAUUUCUUCACGAUGGUUUCAUCUUUAAAGAUUGCUAGAGGAGCAAUUGUAGCCUUCAUGGUGAUAAUAAUUCUAGAACUUACUGCAUUUGCCUCGUUGAUAUGGCUCACCAUAGGAAGAAAACACGAAAUGUUCAAAAACAUGUUUGAAACAAUGAACACACUUUUAACUGUAUUGUUAUCUAUGAGAAAGUAUAAUACAGAAGCAUUUGAUGACCUUUUAGUCAAAUUUUAUUUUGGACUCUAUACAUUUAGUUUGACAAUAACUUUGGUCAACGUUUUUAUAUCACUGUUGACAAUAUCAUUAAACGACGUCAAGCGCGAUCUAGACAAAGGCGUUCUUCAGUUUGACCAAGAUUUGAACAAACAUUUAUGGGUAAAAUUCAACAAGUUCAUACAGUGGAUAAAAGACAAAUUGUGCUUUCCGGAAAUUAGAGAAAAAGAAGAUGGUAAACUUAAAGAGUGUAUUGAGAAACUAUGCAGUGCCACCAGUAAAAUGGAAAAACGUGAAGUCGAAAACCACAAAAUCUUAGGACGGUUAAUGAUCAAAUUAAUUCAAUGGAAAAAGUGGAAAGUCCAGCUUGACUGUUUGAAUGUUGAUCGCCAACGAUUUGCUACAAAAUACGUAUUUGGUUAUAAAAGAUCAGGAGAAACAUUGAUUAUCCUGACAGUACCAUUCCUGUCUUAUUCCAACGUUAUAGACUUGACCUGUUUUAUAAUACCAUGCAGCAAACAAAAUAUCGAUAGGAGAAUAAAGGACGGAAAAUUUGAAAAUUCUUUUAUGUUUGUCUUACGAGAAAACAUCAAUUUACAGGGAAGUGUUUUAGUAGACAUUUUAAACUUGUCAGAAUUUUCAUCGACAUCUUUUAACGCAGUCAUGACAAAACAAGAUAUAGAAGAUUGGAAAAUACAUGCAGCUUGUUAUGUUCAAUCAGGAAUUCAGGUGACACUGAGGAACAUUCCACACACAUUUGCUGCGAUUCAAACUGGACAGAAGUUCUCCGAUUAUGGAUGGAGGCCAUUUGAAACGUACAUCACUUCAAGAAAUGGUGAAAGUGUAUACCUGUCAUAUGACCUGGAGACAAAAAUCGUUUUUGAAGAAAGCUGUUUCCCACAAUGUUUGUCUGUAUCUAUGCGAACAAGACAGGGACCAUCAACAACGAUUGUAAAUGUAGAUAUCGAUGAAGGAAUACAAACAAGAUCAGAAAUUCAUUUACCACUAUCAAAUGUCAAAGGAACUGAUGGCGACCAUAGUCAUUUAGCCCAUUACAUAAUUGUAGGCAGAGAAAGUUCAGAUAAAGAAUGGGAGAAAAUAAACUCUACUCUAAAAACUACAGAGAAUGGCUUUCGGUUUGCAUUCAACAAACCAUGGUCAGUGUUUGAAGUAACUGUUAAAGAAUCAAAGAUUCAUUGGAUUCAAAAGUAUCGACACAAUUCCUAUUUUGAUAUUCCCCUGGUAAAGGCCAUAGUGAUGAUCAGUCAAAUAAAAGAAGUGGCCAGAAAAUGGAAACAAAUAGCAAAUAUGUUAGGGAUGAUAGAUACAGACAUGUUUACGUCAGAAGAUGAAGUUCUAUGCCAGGAAGAAAAAUGUUUUAUGGUGUUAGAGAAAUGGUUACAGCAAUCGACAGUUACAUUCAGAAUGUUGAUAUCGUUAUUAUGUUCCUUAAAUUUGAAGGCUAUAGCAGACCAAAUUGAACAAAAAUGGAAGACUGAUAUUUUCCCUGAGCAAUGUAGAAGCAAUGACAGCAAUGAUAAUGAUAAUGGUACCGUAUUGGCAAAUCCAGACAAAGAUGUUACAGGCAAUCAAAGAAUGAAAGAAUUUAUAUAUCAGAACAAUUAAACUGUGUUUCACAGUCAACGUUUUGAUAAGGAAACUUUUGUCAGAAUUGUACACCCAUUUCUUUUUUCGAAAGUUUAAGGACUUUUAUUCAUUCAUAUGCAGCAAACAAAAGAAAGGAAAUACAAUACAUACAGAUUUUUCAAUUUCUAUUGUUACAUGCCUCAGGCGUAUUCUAAUUUUAUUUAGAUUAAGUGACAUCGCUUGGUUACUGUAUCUUGACCUUCAUACACAUUUACUAGUAGCUGUCACUUUUGCAGACGUAUAGCGCAUCUGGCGUACAAAAUAUAAUCCUGGUGCCUUUAUUAAUUUUAUGAUAGUCAAAGUGGUAACAUUUCCUAUUUACUGUAAGUUGUCAUGAACGGACAAGCAUAUGAUUUGCUGUCCCUAAUUCAAGAGGGUCUGGAUGGAGGGUCCUAAAUUUCUGUAUAUUUAAUUUUUAAUGGCAUUUUCUUUAUCUUUAAAAAUAACGCUUAUUCUUUAAAAUCCUCAUGUAAUGGUUUUACCAUUAAAUUAUUAUAAAAUUACAAGUAGAUGAUUUCUUUAUUCUGUACAUCUUUCAUUUCUCUAAUCAGUAUUGUAUUACCAUUUCUCUGAUCAGUAUUGUAUUACCAUUUCUCUGAUCAGUAUUGUAUUACCAUUUCUCUAAUCAGUAUUGUAUUACCAUUUCUCUGAUCAGUAUUGUAUUACCAUUUCUCUGAUCAGUAUUGUAUUACCAUUUCUCUGAUCAGUAUUGUAUUACCAUUUCUCUGAUCAGUAUUGUAUUACCAUUUCUCUGAUCAGUAUUGUAUUACCAUUUCUCUGAUCAGUAUUGUAUUACCAUUUCUCUGAUCAGUAUUGUAUUACCAUUUCUCUGAUCAGUAUUGUAUUACCAUUUCUCUGAUCAGUAUUGUAUUACUUUAUUUUCCAUAGUUAUUCUUUAUACUGUUGCAUCCCAUUAUUCAAUAUCCUUUAUCUUUUUUGCUAAUUUUUCUCUAUUUAUUAUUUUUUUGGCCAACAUUCUCUUUUGUGUACCCCCAUUCAGACCCCCAUUAAAAAACCCCAAAAUUGCUUUUUUCGAAGCACGUCUAAAUUAAAUAAACAUUUAUAAAUUUCGUUCGUCCAAUGUGAGUUUCUGGAUUUACCUUCAUCAGGUACGCUCAAACCUAAACAUUUGAAAGCCAUGGAGGUGUAAAAACGCUAGAAGUUAUAUGACAAAAAAGGACCUAAACAGAAUAGACAAAUUAAUCAUAAGGUCAACUUUUCCUUAGGGAGUUGGAACCUUAGUUUAAGAAUAGUAUCGAUCAUCAAAAAUGAUCGGGAGCAAAGAUUGAACACCUAAACAAGUAUAAGAACGAAUCAUAAGAUGUGGAUCCGGCCGACAUAUACUCUUUCAGCCAUAGUCAGGGGGUAGAUGUUAUGCUACUUCAUAAUAAUGGGAAUAAAGUUGAUUAAAAGAAAACUGUAAUUAUCACAUUUUUCAUAUAUCCUAUUUGUGUUUGGUCCUCUGAAUUCGAAAAGCAAAAAUUAAUAUAAAUCAGUCAAAUUACCACCUUUAAAUGUUCACAGGACUAUCUAACUUUCAAUCAUCAUUUUUUAUAUCUUUAUAUUUUGUCUUACAUAGUUACUCUAGGGAUUCAGACUCCUUGUAUUUUGUGGGAAAAUGCAAGCACUGCCAAAAUAGCUUGUCAUUAAUAUUUAGAUAUUAGGGGACGACCAUUUGAUAUUCGAGGUGGGAGGGCAGGAGGAUUUUUUGCGGAUUGACUAAUGAUUUUCAUCUGUUGCUAAGAGUCAAUUACCAAUACGCUAUUAUGCGAUGCCUAAUCAGAUUGAUAUAACAUAUCAACGUAUUUCAUAGUUUCAUAGGAGCAACACGACGGGUGUUGCAUGUGGAGCAGGAUCAGCUUAUCCUUCCGGAGCACCUGAGAUCACCACCGGUUUUUAGUGGUGUUAAAUUCGUGUUGCUCAGUCUUUAGUUUUCAAUGUUGUGUUUUGUAUACUGUCGUUUGUUUUUUGGUCGUUUUUCGCUUUUUGCCAUGGCAUUGUUUGUUGCCGACUUAUGAUUUUGAUUACCCCUUUUGUAGCUUUCGUCUCUCUUUUGCUACUCAUGCUAUUUUUCCUUGGCUUCGUCGCAGGAAAAUUUAUUUUCUAUUUUUUUACACAACUGUUUUUUGCAUUUUGUAUGACAGACUAACGUCACAGUACCCAAAUUGCACCGAGUACCCAAAUUGCACCUAUUCAACAAAAACAGCUGCGGAAAUCUUACAACUUUUCUUUGAGGCUAAAAAAUUUGUAUUAUCAUGAUUUGACAUUAUAUACGUCUUUCAACAUAGAUAAAUAUAUUUAAAUUUACACAAAACGUUCACAGUAUAUCAACAGAUGAAGCAUUCACUGGAAAAAAGUAAAAUCUACAGAAACGUCGCCAUGCGACGGUCACAAAAAGUCAUCUUUUAAAAAUGUGCAAAUAAAAUAUGUUACAAGCAUCCAUUUCUUAAAAAAUGUCUUAAAAAAUGAAUAGUAAGCAUGGACUAAUGUCAAAUUGUUCUAAAUAUUUGAAGAAAUAAAACAAAACAUCUGUUAUUCGAUUUUUAAGGAUGUAAAUUUAAGCAUGGAUGCAAUUUGGGUACUCCUCAUUACAGAAUCAUGGAUCGUUUGGAGGUCGGUUCAAACCCAUUUUUCUAUAAUUUAAUAUGGAUUCAAAAUUGAAUUGGUGUAACUAUAUAGUAAAUAAGGAUACGUCUACAAAAUAAACACAGAAUGGAAACUUUUGUCUGGAUCAUAAAAAAACGUAGGUGAAAAAACUGUCAAAAUAGGUGCAAUUUGGGUACCCUCACGUUAUGCAUUAUCAUUCUGACUUUUGCGAGUUUAAUUAUUUGCAGCUCUUACAAGAUAAAAUAAGGAAAUGUGGUAUGAUUGACAAGGUCAAUAUCUUUUAUUAAGUUGAAUAUUAAAAAUUUGGUGUUUUUACCUUUUUAAAUUUGUAUGGUUAAUCUUGAGUCAUUUCAUUAUAUUUGUAAUUUAUUUUGAAUUAAAUCUCUACAUCACCUUG
Molecule: messenger RNA, 8476 nt
Organism: Mytilus californianus (California mussel)
Lineage: Eukaryota; Metazoa; Mollusca; Bivalvia; Mytilida; Mytilidae
Product: polycystic kidney disease protein 1-like 2
Exons: 27
Coding region: 97-5451 (1784 amino acids)
Biological process (GO): detection of mechanical stimulus; signal transduction
Cellular component (GO): membrane
Molecular function (GO): protein binding; calcium ion binding; calcium channel activity
Source: RefSeq, a predicted model, not a curated record